Molecule: messenger RNA, 591 nt
Organism: Sparassis crispa
Lineage: Eukaryota; Fungi; Basidiomycota; Agaricomycetes; Polyporales; Sparassidaceae
Exons: 2
Coding region: 1-591 (196 amino acids)
Source: RefSeq, a predicted model, not a curated record
AUGUUUCGACACGAGGGUGUCGUCCGUCGUCUCCGCGAGUGGGAAGCGCCAUUCGAGGUGUUUGCUGCGCGGACAGUGCGCCCGCAGCGACGAACGCAGUGUGACGGCCCGUUGUUGCUGCGCGUUCCGCGUGUGUGGCUGGAUCGCGUGGACGAGGGCGGCGGUGCAUCGCGCAGAGACGGCCACGUUCGAGGGGACAGGGACGGCGGCGUUCGAGGGGACAGGAACGGCGGACGUGGGUGCCCGUCGACGCACGAUCCCGGGCCGUCGUUGCUGCGCGUUCCGCAUGUAUGGCUGGAUCGCGUGGACGAGGGCGGCGGUGCGUGGUGCAGAGACGGCGACGUUCGAGGGGACUGGGAUGGCGGCGUUCAAGUAGACUCGGACGGCGAACGUGCAUGCCCGUCGACGCACUAUCCCGGGCCGUUGUUGCUGCGCGUUCCGCGCGUGUGGCUGGCCCCCGCGGACGAGGACGGCGGGCUUCGAGUGGAAUGGGACGGAGGUGUGUGGCCGUCAACCUACGCGCCGGCGGGUCGUCGCUCCGCGUUCCCUGCGUUGGCGUCGGAUCUUCUAGAGGUCGUUAGCACCGUUUAA